GAGCACUUGAAUGACUGUUUGGAUUUCGGAGGACGGCCUCUACCUCGCUUUUUCACAGGCGGAUCCCUGGCUGCCUCCUCCUCUUGUUGAGUCUCCUCAUCUCGUGCUGGAGGGGUGUACUGCUCUGUAAGAGGCGGGCUAGCGGGCUGUGGGGAUGCCAUCUUUAUGUCUGAAGAUGAAUCGUACAAUACAUGUCCACACUGCUACUCUUCUAAUCGUAUGGACCUACUGCCCGUCUACCAGUUUUUCCUCACUCAACACCCUUUGGAUCUAAAAAUCUGUUCUCCAUUGUGAAUCUAAUGAAUUGCCCUCUUGCAUAUCCAUACACUUUAUCUCCAGUGCACUUGUUUCAAUCUGCAUUGUCAUGGCUCUGCACGACCCCGCACGGACGACGGGUUUUCCGUGCAAACACUGCGGGCUGGUGUGUCACAACAUGCCCUCUCUACUUGAGCACAUGGACACUCACCUGGAAGAAGAGGAAGAGCACAAAUUCAAAUGCGAGGAGUGUGGGCGUGGAUACAAACACGCCGGAAGCCUUGCUAACCACAAAAAGGCUCACGACGUGGGGUCUUUUCAGUGCAGCGUAUGUGGCAAAGAGAACUCUAAUGCCUUGGCUUUGAAAAAUCACAUGCGGAGUCACACAUCGCAGAAGAAGUACUCCUGUUUACAAUGUGGGAAGGCCUUUCGCCUGGCAACACAACUUGCCACACAUGAGAGGGUUCACCUCACCUUGCAGGCAAAGGAGUGUGGCGACGUGGAGUGUGAAAAAACUGAUGGUAAAGACAUGAUGGAGGUCUUUAAUUCACCAUGUGACACUUCUGACAACGCCGCAGACCGACCUUUCAAAUGCGACCUGUGUGACAAAACAUACAUCCACCACCGCAGCUUGAGCAACCACAAGAAGACCCAUCAAGUGGGAAUGUUUGAGUGCACUGUGUGUUUCAAACUAUUCAACAACAUGGCUGCGCUCUACAACCACCAGAGGACUCACAAGGUCAGAAACAGCAGCAAUAGCAGCUCAGUAUCUGGCUUCUACACCAGCUCCACACUGGAGCAGUUUUCCCCUCAGAGUCACGAUGCUCCUGUCAAUUUCUGCCAUUUAUGUCAGGUUCUAUUUCCAAGUGAUGAUGAGUUCCAGGAGCACAUUCAAAUGCAUAACUCCUCAUCUGCGUCAUUUGGGCUGCAAGAUAACACAGCAGAGAGCCAUAAUGUGAUGUAUGACAACAUGUCUAAAUCAAACUAUUAUGCACCCAAUAUAACUAAUCCUUCCUUGUCACCAGUAGAUAUCACUCAAGGUUUUAAUGGCCACAUGUAUUCAGACUGCUCCAAUAAUCAAACACCUCAGGGUGAACCCUCACUCAUGGACACAAACAAUAUCAUUCCCACUCUGGCACAGAAUGCACCUGAAUCAGGCUCUGUCGAAUCUGACGAGCGUCCCUUCAGGUGUCAGAUCUGCGGCAAAAGAUACCGCCACUCCGGAAGCCUCAUCAACCACAAAAGGUCACAUCAGGUCGGGACUUACCACUGCUCCAUCUGCAAGAAGAGCUAUCCUCACCUGGCUGCACUCAAAAGUCACCUUCGCCUCCAUAAAGGUCAGAAAUGCUCAUUCAGCCUCAACGGGGAGGGGGAUUGGCUUUCGUUAGAGCCUUUCACCCUGGAAAACCAGCAGGGCUGCUUCCCCUCACAGGACGAUGAUGUUGCUAGCCUAGGUGUUGAUCAGGAGAAUGGGGCGAUGUACAGCGAGCAGUUUAAUCAGGAAUUACCUCCAGAUGUGGGCGCACAGCUACAUCACGGUGACCACUUGAUGCAGAGGCACAUGUGUGCUGACUGCUGUGAGACGUUCGCAGACAUUGCUGGGAUUAUUGCUCACAGUUGCCCUUUACUACAACAGCAGCACACCGCGAGUGACGACUGUGGCACCAAUGUGACCUUCCAAGACAGCACCAAUGUGUUUCAUGAACAUAAUGAUGCCAGUCAUCAGGGUUACCUUGAGGAAGACAAUAUGAGUAGCGACCAACUGAACGGUGAUGAAGAAGAUGACGGUGAUCUUUAUCAGUGCUCUAUUUGUGGAAACAGCUACACCAGCAUGAGGGCCCUCAGGACCCAUCUGAGAGGGCACACUCAAUCCCAGUCAGACGCUGCAACCAGCUCAGGACCCUCAUCUAUGUCCUCUCAAGAGGAGGCAAAAGAUGAGGUGUCAGAUGAGAUGAUGAUCUGCAGUGCUUGUGGAGAAAGCUUUGCCUGCAGGCAGGACUUGCUCACGCAUCAGCUUGUGCACAUCAAACAUUCAGAGGACGACGACAUCGGCAAGAGUGACAGGCCAGGAGGCGAGGAGGAAGCGGAGAGUAUCAUCUGCAGUAGCUGUGGCAUUUUUUGCACCAAUUUGCAUCACCUGGAGAACCAUGACUGCGCAGUGAAGAGGAAAGAAGAAGAAACAAGUGUUAAGGAAGAAGAGGUAACAACAAAGGACACACAGCGAGAAGACACAAACGACGUCAAGGUCAACAUUGAGGCUUCUGUAGAUCGUCAGCACAGGUGUGAUCAGUGCAGCCGCUCAUACAGACACGCCGGCUCCCUCCUGAACCACAAGAAGUCACACAAGACAGGUGUGUUCAAAUGCCACAUCUGCCAGAAGCGCUUCUACAACCUGCUGGCUCUUAAAAACCACCAGAGGUCGCACUUUGAUGUCAAGAGGCAUACUUGUCAUGAGUGUGGAAAAGCCUUUAAAAUCCAGAAGCAACUUUUCAAUCACCUCAGGAGGCACAAGGAGAACCGAGCCAAGAUCCAAGAACUGAACGACCAGAUCCAGGCCCUCAUGCAGUUGAACAGGAGCAAGUUAGAUGAAGAUACCAGAGAAACGCAGGAACAAACAAGGCCCGACACCUGGGUUAAAUCAGAGAACGCAGGUGACCAGCGACCUUUUGCAUGUGAGCAAUGUGGGCGCACGUAUCGCCACGCAGGAAGUCUGGUCAACCACAGGAACUCCCAUAAAACAGGCCAGUAUUACUGUUCUGUUUGCAACAACGCUUACUCCAAUCAGCUGGCAAUGAAGAACCACUUACGCACUCACUUUGCCAAUAGAAAGCAUUCUUGCCAAAAGUGUGGGAGAGGCUUCAGAGGAAAGAAGCAGCUGUCAGUCCACAUCUGCGCCGACUCCCGAAAGGGUGGGAGGCGGAGCUUGAGGCAGAGAGCUUCAAAGUGCAAACAAUGUAAACAGACGUUUCCUUCUGCUGACCAACUGGCGGCCCACGCCUGUGGGAGAUCUCCAGGAAGCGCUGAUGCACAAGGAAAAGAGGAGCGGACGUUCUCGUGCAACAUAUGCCAACGCAGCUACCGCCACGCAGGCAGCCUCCUGAACCACAAGAACACCCAUAAGACAGGACACUUCGUCUGCACCUUCUGCUCCAAGCCCUUCACCAACCCCAUGGCGCUGCGCAACCACACGCGCAUCCACACGCAGAAGAAGAAGUACGCGUGUGUCACAUGUGGGAAGGCCUUCCGUCUGGCCAGCAUCCUUCACAACCAUCAAAAGGUGCACAGCCGAGUAGACGGACACUUCAGCUGCUCGGCAUGCGGGAAGACCUUUCAGGGAAGGUCCGGCCUUAAGAGGCACCGUUGCAGGAGAGGUGAAGGAAGCAGCAGCAUCCAGCAAGGCGAGAACCUGGACAAGUGCUUCGCGUGUGACCUCUGCGGCCGCUCCUACCGCCAUGCCGGCUCUCUCCUCAACCACAAAAAGACGCACUCGGAAAACCUCCACCACUGCACCCUGUGUCUGCAGACGUUCCCGGACCCCCUCACUCUACAGAUCCACUCCCAGAUGAGGCGCCAUUGCUGCCCAGACUGCGGCAAGACCUUCUGUCUGAUCUCGCACCUGCAGAGCCACAUGGAGGCGCACUCCAAGGAGCGCUCCAGAGAGUGCCAGCCGCACGCGGUCAAAGGCAAACCUGAAGGACUCAGCUGGGACUUGGAGGAUUCCAAGGAGGUUCCCCCGCCUUUAUCCCAUCUUCCUGACAGCAAUGUGGCUGAGAAGGGUGAGAAGAGCCACGUGUGCGAGCACUGCGGCCGCACGUACCGCCACGCUGGCUCCCUCCUCAACCACAAGAACAGCCACAAGACGGGCUCCUUCUCCUGUGCCGUGUGCUACAAGGAGUUCACCAACCUGAUGGCCCUCAAGAACCACCGCCGCAUUCACACGGAGCCCAAGCGCUACCAGUGCCUGGAGUGCGGCAAGGCCUUCCGCGUGUCCACUCAGCUCAUUUGUCACCGCCGGAUCCAUAGCAAAGAGAGGCCCUUCGCCUGCUUGCUGUGCGACAAGAGCUUCUCCAGCAAGUCCAACCUGAGGCACCAUGAGAGGAUGCACCAGAACCAGCAGUCCUAUGACUCCACGCCUUUUAGCUGGGAUGCUAACACCUUCAUGGACUUGGACAUGGGCUCUUUCCUUUGAAGAAGAUUCUUACCUCCAGUGUGGACUGAAUGUUUUCUACAAGAACUCCACAGAUUUGACAUUUGGACAAACAACCAAAGCCAUCUGUGAAGUGCAGCCCAGUGCCUCGCUAAGGAAACUAUUCUAUGGACUAGCAAACCUCUUGACCUCAAAUACCUCCUAGUUUGUUGUUUGAGACUCACAUGAAGUGAUUUACUCGUAAAUAGCUAUUCUACUAUUACCAGAGUACUACUAAUUACUACCCUUCAAGUUCAUGUUUGGUGAUAUUGUAUGCUGAAAGCAACUUAUUUAUUUAUCUACUUGUAUGUUUAAAGUAGGACUUUGUAUGAGUGUUGGGGGGGGGGAUCUUUUCUGUCGUCUUUAAGGAAUUUUGGCAGGAAUGAAUGACAAAUCAGCACAACAAAAACAGAAAUCUUCAAACUCAAGUUAUGUUGUUGUUUUCAAAACAUCAUCUAUUUAUUUACAUGUGACAAAGCAAGAGUCCUAUUGUUUUUGGAUGAUGAUUGAGCCAUCAGAAAUCAUUGGUACAUUUCAUGUAGUACAAUAGAGUUUUCUUCAAAGUUGCGUGGACUUUUGUUCUCUGCAAGCACGUAAAUGAUUUGAGGUGAUAGCCAACACAAGAUGGCUAAAGUGUGCUAAGGUCACUCUUUUCAACGGACUUUCUUCAAAGUUUCAGGGUUUAUUAGUCUUUAAAGGUAACAUUGCCACAGUCAAAAGACAUGGGUGUUUUCAUUUUUAACUGAUUUCGCUCUACACACAAAUGCAGUAGUUUUGUGGUUUCUGACCAAGCGUUACACACAUUUUAUGUAUUUUCUAUAUAUAUAUAUAUAUAUAUAUAUAUAUAUAUAUAUAUAUAUAUAUAUAUAUAUAUAAAGAAAAUGCAUAAAAUCCAUAAAAAUUAAGUGCCAGUAUUUAAAAAGUCUUAAAGGUUAAGGUGGAACACACCUUUUAAAAUACCAUUGUUUGUGGUUGUAUUGAAAUAUAAUGAAAUAUUACAUCAUUUAAUUUUUUUAUUUAAAUAUAAUGAAAAUAUACAUUUCCAUAACUAUACUGAACAAAACCAUUACUUUUCAAGAAAAGCUGACCUAUAACCUGAACAUUUCAAUUUAAAAAAUGUAAAAAUAUAUACACGGUGGUGUGUGUUCUAUUUCUAUAUUAGUUGUAGUUUUUUUUUUAUUACUCAAAAUAGUCAUCUUGACCUGAGAAGACAAAUCUGAAUAUUAGAUUACAGUAUAAGACCACCCCUCUUUUACAAAAAAAUUAAAAUUUAAAGACAAAAUAAUGUUUUUUUUUUCUUUUUGUUCUUUUCAGUGAAAUCAAAAAUACUUGUUGUCACUGCCGGUCACAGGUGUGUGGGUGAGUGGCCGGUUCGCCACCACCUCUUGGUUUGCAUGUAUAAAUCUAGAGCAUGAAUAUAAGACCACCCGGCUUUUUUCUAGAGCAAAAAUAUGCUCUUCUAUUGGGGUUAAUACAGCAUUUGCACCAUCACUAUGUCAAAGCACAAUUAGGACUAAUCUGAGACAAAUGUCCAAGUUCUGCUGUCUGCCUCAGCAAUUUUCUUUUUAUUUAACAUAUUCUGACAUUUCUUUUCCUGCCUUAUUUUUGCCACUGCUUGUACGUAUGAAAUACCUCGUUGAAUGCUCCGACAGUGAGCUGUAUUGUAUAAGACGCUGUAAACUGACAUUUCUGUUAUCUGGCUUUGGAGAGCUUCAGUUUGCAGCAUGAUUGUAUUUGCACAUUUGCUUUAGGCCAGGAAAGAAAGAAUGCAGCCAACAUGUUUUGUUAUAUGCUCUUCUAUUGAAGCAAUAUACUCACCGUAUUGAAGACUGUUAAUGUUAUUUAUGUAAAUUCACUGGAAUAUCAUGCAUUCACCUUGGUAGCCUACAUGCAAAGCAACAAAUGCACAUUAAAACUAAUGUUUAGUUAGGUUUUUUUAUGUUCCACACACUCCAUGUUACUUAUAGUUAUGUCACAAUAGAAUGAAAUAUCUGCUUGAGCUUUGUACAUUUUAUCUUCUGUAGAAUAAAACUGCUAGAUUAUUGUGUAAUUUUAAAAAAUAGCCAUGUAAUGGAUUUCUGCUCUGCUCGGUUUUGAAGUCAUAUUUCUAUAACUAUUUUGUCACUGAAGUGUAGAUUUCUACUUCAUUUAGAAUAUAAGCAACCACAUGGUGAUUAAAAGACUGCAAAUGGAUGUGUCUCUCGUCUAUAUUUCCCACCCCCACUCACCAGCCAACCACGAGCACGGUUGUCACUUUUAUUGUGAAAAUACAUUUGGUACUAAAAGCAAUAGUAGGACUGCAUUAGGUAAAAUAAGCCAGUGCAUGUACAGUACAUUAUAUACAUUAAGAAAUAGCAAAAAAAGAAAAAAGUGUUAACAGGAAGGAGUUAGUAUAGAAUCACUACUAGAAGGCCUGGUAGAAGUUUUAACAAAUGAAAAUCUUCACUAUAAAUCCC
Molecule: messenger RNA, 6897 nt
Organism: Dunckerocampus dactyliophorus (ringed pipefish)
Lineage: Eukaryota; Metazoa; Chordata; Actinopteri; Syngnathiformes; Syngnathidae
Gene: znf646
Product: zinc finger protein 646
Exons: 4
Coding region: 365-4444 (1359 amino acids)
Source: RefSeq, a predicted model, not a curated record